Molecule: messenger RNA, 2210 nt
Organism: Menidia menidia (Atlantic silverside)
Lineage: Eukaryota; Metazoa; Chordata; Actinopteri; Atheriniformes; Atherinopsidae
Source: the annotation of a GenBank genome assembly
GGUGGAUGGGGUUAGCUGAUCUCCACAACCCAUCAUGGAGCUCAACCACUGGGCAUUCUCUAAUCCCCAAAUCCCCUGUCCGAGCAGCUUUUUGACCAUAACACCUUCCUGUGUGUGAUCUGUGAUACCUGGGGCCCGCAUGCUGUGGAAAUCAUGACACAGAUGGACUACAAGUACAGCCUGCUGGGCUCCACUGUGGACGACUACCGCAAAAGGCCACUGGUUCUGCAGGUGGAUGAUACGCCCAUGAACCUGUUUGCAGUUCUGGAGGUGAAGCGGGAGCUGCCCAAGCGCUGGACAGCCCUGGGUUGUUUCCGCAAGAUCCGUCUCUACGGCUUCCUUUUCGGCAUGGCGGUCAUGUUCCUCAUCAUGGCUUCGUAUAUUUUGACGGGGGACAAAAAGGGCCUGCUCCUUACCCCCUCCCCUUACCACUUCAGCAGCCUGGUCAGCCCCGGUCCCUUUACCUUCAACCUCUCUUCGGUGAAGGACUACGCUCACAUUAAAUUGGUAGUCAAGUCCAUCACAUCAAAGGUGGAGUUUGGAAGCAGUCGGCAGCUUCCAGAGCUUAAAGCGUUGGUAAAGAGUGAUCAACAUUUGUUUUCUGUUAUUCCACGAAAAUUCCUGCCUGGUAUCAAAAACCCCUGCUGGUAUGAGGAAUAUACCAGGAAUAGCACCUCAGAUCCAUACAGGACAAAUUUGUAUGGGCGCUAUUCGAGACGCUUCCGGACUGUUUUUCAGCAUUUGAGGAGCACCUUCCAUGGACAUCUGUUUCAUCGCAACAAAAAACUGUACCGCAUGCGAUGCCUUCCUUUUUUCUAUAUUAUUGGCCAACCAAAGUGUGGCACAACAGACCUGUAUGACAGGUUAAGGUUGCACCCUGACGUCAAGUUCACCACUUUCAAAGAACCACACUGGUGGACCCGCAAAAGGUUUGGCAUCAUUCGUCUCAGUGAGGGAUUUCAUGAUCGAUAUCCGGUGGAAGACUACCUGGACCUGUUUGAUCAGGCUGCUUACCAAAUCCAGGGUAACCUCACCGCUAACGUCAGUGGAUCCCCCAGCCACCCAAAUAUCAUCAUAGGAGAAGCCAGUGCUUCCACGAUGUGGGAUAACAACGCCUGGGUGUAUUUCUAUGACAACAACACAGAGGGAGAGCCUCCUUUCCUCAUCCAGGACUUCAUCCACGCUCUGCAGCCUGACGCCCGCUUCAUUGUCAUGCUCAGGGACCCGGUGGAAAGGCUCUACUCUGACUACCUUUACUUCGGUAUUGCCAAUAAGUCUGCUGAAGAUUUCCACGAGAAGGUGUCAGAGUCGCUGCAGCUAUUUGAGGGAUGCCUUACAGAGUACACAAUGCGCUCCUGUGUGUACAACACUACUGUCAACAACGCUAUGCCAGUGAGAUUGCAAGUUGGCAUAUACAUUGUUUACUUAAUGGACUGGCUGAGUGUCUUCAGCAGGGAACAGAUUCUGGUCCUAAGGUUGGAAGACCAUGCUUCAAACAGGAAAUACACAAUGCACAAAGUCUUUGAUUUUCUUAGUUUAGGGUCAUUGACAAAAGAAAUAGAAUCAGAAAUCACGAGAAAUCCAGCAUCAAACACCAGAAGACCAGCUGACAAAAACUUGGGACCCAUGCUGCCCAUCACUAAAGAUAUUCUGCAAGACUUCUACAAGCCGUUCAAUGAGAAAUUGGCAAAAGUGAUGCGGAAUGACUCCUUUCUUUGGGAGAAUAAUCCAAAACUCUGAAAAAUAAUGACUUCUGUAAACUUUAAUGUAAAAAAAGAAAAUAACAACUACUGGUAGAUCAAUAAUCUCCUUUGUUUGGUUUUCAUCUUACUCAAGUGCCCAUGAAAAAUCAGUGUUUUUACCUAAAUUAUUAAGUUAUUAAGUAAAAGACAAAACAUGGCACAAGUGUGGUGGUUUUGAAUGAGUGUGUGCAAAAGAAAGGGUGUGAGGAAUACAAAUUAUGCUGGUGUUGAAGUAUUGAUUGUUUUUCUUGCAACAAUAUGUGCAAAAACAAAUUGUGAAUUUCAAGAUAUUAAAGAAUUGUAAAGUUGUCUUUUUCAAUAUUUGGUUUGUAUCAUCAAAGAUGGUCAAAUGCUCAUACCCAAUAAGAGGAUACAUUAGAUUGUUUGUCAUUAUAGAUGAAAUAUUUUACUGAUGAAAAAUGGUGUGCUUUGGUCACACCAUUUUUCACCAUUUUUCAUUAGCCCUCU